Molecule: messenger RNA, 1074 nt
Organism: Pieris macdunnoughi
Lineage: Eukaryota; Metazoa; Arthropoda; Insecta; Lepidoptera; Pieridae
Source: the annotation of a GenBank genome assembly
AUGGAUUCCAUAGAGGAGGAACAAUGUUUGAAUCAAUGUGAAAACUAUAUUCAAAGUCACAAUAUUCAAAUAUUAUUAAAAAAUUGUAUCGUCCAACUUUGUCUAAAUAGGCCUGAUGAUCCCGUGACAUUUCUUCGCCAAUAUUUUCAAAAAUUAGAAAGAGAACAGGUUAAGGCAGCAGCUGCUGCUGCAGCAACAUCUGAAGGUGAAGCAGAUGGAGAGCUUUCACCACUGCCAGUACUUGGAGGGCAACUGCCUCGAAGACGUGGUGGGAUCAGUGCUGAGCCUGUUACUGAAGAAGAUGCUACUAGUUAUGUCAAAAAGGUGGUGCCAAAAGACUAUAAGACUAUGGGUGCCUUAUCUAGAGCAAUAGCAUCCAAUGUGCUCUUUACACACUUAGAUGAAUCAGAAAGAGCGGAUAUGUUUGAUGCAAUGUUUCCUGUGCAAUGUCUUGUUGGGGAAACGGUUAUACAACAAGGUGAUGAAGGGGACAACUUCUACAUUAUAGAUUCUGGUGAAGUCGAGGUAUUGGUAAAUGGCGAAGUAGUAACAACAAUAGGAGAAGGAGGUAGUUUUGGUGAACUGGCACUUAUCUAUGGUACACCACGCGCAGCGACGGUUAGAGCCCGUACUCCAUUAAAGCUUUGGGGACUUGAUCGGGAUUCAUACAGAAGAAUACUUAUGGGUUCUACAAUAAGAAAACGACGCAUGUAUGACGAAUUUCUAUCGAGGGUAUCCAUUCUUGAAAGUCUCGAAAAAUGGGAGCGCCUUACGGUGGCAGAUGCUCUUGAACCUGUAUCCUUUAAUGAUGGUGAAAUAAUUGUGCGGCAGGGUGAACCAGGAAAUGAUUUCUAUAUUAUUGUAGAAGGUACAGCUGUAGUACUCCAGCAACGUGGUGGUGAAGCAGAGGGUGAGGCAGUGGAAGUCGGAAGACUCGGGCCGUCGGAUUACUUCGGCGAAAUCGCGCUUCUACUGGACAGACCGCGCGCAGCGACAGUUAGGGCGGAUGGACCACUCAAAUGUGUUAAACUGGAUCGAGCUAGGUAUGGCAUGAUAUUCAUUAACAGGUGCUAG